This is a messenger RNA of Melampsora larici-populina 98AG31, 7216 nucleotides long. RefSeq lists its product as uncharacterized. The record is from RefSeq and is a predicted model, not a curated record. Gene Ontology annotation, molecular function: ATP binding; metal ion binding; acetyl-CoA carboxylase activity. Gene Ontology annotation, biological process: fatty acid biosynthetic process. Lineage: Eukaryota; Fungi; Basidiomycota; Pucciniomycetes; Pucciniales; Melampsoraceae. The transcript is spliced from 15 exons. The coding region runs from base 155 to 6961 and encodes 2268 amino acids.
UCGUUCUGUUCUCUUUACCAGUCUCUUCAAGAUUUCUUCAAUUCGAUUCUUAAAUCAUUUCUCAACCUUUCUAAUCUGUCUUCUAAAUAUUCUUAUUCAACUCUUACCACUAAGAAAUUUAUACUCACGCACUAAGACUGAUACAAGUCUCAUCAUGUCACCUCCUCCACCUCCUCCAUUACCUUCUUCCUCAUCUCUCGAUUUGGGUGAUUUCAUUCCUGAUCAUUCAAAAGUUAAAGACUUUAUUGGUGGCAAUCCACUCGAACUUGCUGCUCCUGGUCCAGUUUCGGAUUUUGUGAGACGUAAAGGAGGUCACAGUGUGAUCACAAAAAUCUUGAUUGCCAACAAUGGUAUAGCAGCAGUCAAAGAAAUCAGAUCCGUAAGAAAAUGGGCAUACGAAACUCUGGGUCAUGAAAGAGCCAUUGAAUUUGUGGUGAUGGCCACUCCUGAAGAUUUAAAAGUUAACGCUGAUUAUAUUCGAAUGGCCGAUCGUUAUGUUGAAGUACCGGGUGGUUCGAAUAAUAAUAAUUAUGCUAAUGUGGAUGUUAUUGUAGAUGUGGCUGAACGUGCUGGCGUUCAUGCCGUUUGGGCUGGAUGGGGUCAUGCAUCCGAAAACCCACGUCUCCCAGAUUCCUUGGCUGCCUCCAAGCAAAAAAUCAUCUUCAUCGGUCCACCAGGAUCAGCCAUGAGAUCUUUGGGUGAUAAAAUCUCUUCCACGAUUGUGGCCCAAUCCGCCCAAGUCCCUACGAUGCCAUGGUCCGGUUCUUCUCUAUCCCAAACCGAACUUUCACCACAAGGUUUCUUAUCAGUAGCUGAUGAGAUCUAUCAUCAAGCUUGUGUAACCGAUGUUGAAGGUGGUUUGGUCAAAGCUGAAGAGAUUGGUUAUCCGGUGAUGAUCAAAGCAUCAGAAGGAGGUGGAGGUAAAGGUAUUCGAAAAGUCGAAUCUGCUAAAGAUUUCGGUCAAGCCUUUAAUGCAGUCAUUGGAGAAGUACCUGGUUCACCUGUCUUUAUUAUGAAAUUGGCUGGUGCUGCUCGUCAUUUGGAAGUCCAAGUCUUGGCAGAUCAAUAUGGAAAUGCGAUUAGUUUGUUCGGUAGAGAUUGUUCAGUUCAACGUCGUCAUCAGAAAAUUAUCGAGGAGGCUCCGGUAACUAUCGCUCCUAGUGAUACUUUUGAACAAAUGGAGAAGGCAGCAGUUCGACUGGCCAAGUUGGUUGGAUAUGUCUCUGCUGGAACUACAGAGUUCCUUUACGAGGCCUCCACCGAUAACUUCUACUUUCUUGAACUUAAUCCCCGUUUACAAGUCGAGCAUCCCACCACCGAGAUGGUCUCAGGCGUGAAUCUACCGGCCGCCCAACUCCAAAUCGCUAUGGGUAUCCCAUUACACCAGAUCAGGGAUAUCCGUACCUUAUACGGGAAAAACCCACACGGAACCUCUUCCAUCGACUUUGAGUUCAACUUACCACACUCUUCAGAAACUCAACGUAAACCGAUGCCCAAGGGACAUGUUGUAGCUGUCCGAAUUACCGCCGAAAACCCCGAUCAAGGUUUCAAACCUUCCUCUGGAACUCUUCAAGAACUUAACUUUAGGUCCAAUACGAAUGUUUGGGGAUAUUUCUCGGUCGGAACUGCUGGUGGACUUCACGAGUUCGCUGAUUCUCAAUUUGGUCACAUCUUUGCAUAUGGUGCUGAUCGAAGUGAGAGUCGAAAAGCAAUGGUUGUAGCUCUCAAAGAGCUUUCCAUUCGUGGUGAUUUCCGUACCACAGUCGAAUACCUCAUCAAGCUUCUAGAGACUGAAGCCUUUGAAUCGAAUACCAUCACAACAGCUUGGCUAGACAGCUUGAUCUCAUCCAACAUGACAGCCGAAAGGCCCGACAGUACUUUAGCUGUAAUCUGCGGUGCUGUCACAAAGGCACACUUACAGGCUGUAGCUGCCUCAGAAGAAUACAAGCGUGUUCUUGAAAAAGGUCAAGUACCUGACAAAAAUUUAUUGAAGACCGCUUUCAGUUUGGAAUUCAUCUAUGAAAACGUCAAGUAUCUCGUCCUCGCCACUCGAUCGGCUGUUGGACUCUACACGCUCUUCUGUAAUGGUGGAAAAGUUAGUGUUGGACUUAGAACUUUGGCCGAUGGUGGGCUUUUGGUUUUGUUGGAUGGAAGAUCUCAUACUGUGUAUUGGAGAGAAGAAGUAGGCGCGCUUCGACUCAUGGUCAAUUCAAAAACAUGCCUCAUUGAACAAGAGAAUGAUCCCACUCAACUUAGGAGUCCCAGUCCUGGAAAGCUGGUCCGGUUCUUAGUAGAGAGUGGAGAGCAUGUUAAGGCUGGUCAAGCAUACGCCGAAAUUGAAGUGAUGAAGAUGUAUAUGCCACUUGUAGCUUCUGAAGAUGGAGUACCGCAAUUCGUCAAGCAACCUGGAGUGACUCUCGAACCCGGAGACAUUCUCGGAGUUCUAACGCUAGACGACCCAAGUCGAGUGAAACAUGCCCAGCCCUUUGCUGGUCAAUUGCCCGCCAUGGGAGUGCCUAGUAUCAUCGGUUCCAAACCCCAUCAGCAAUUCAUCAGUCUCUCUAAGAUCCUCUAUGAUAUACUUGAUGGAUACGAUAAUUCUUCGGUGAUGCAAAGUACUCUGAAAGAUCUUAGUGUGGUCUUGUCAGAUCCUGAGUUGCCAUAUGGUAAAGCUUUGGCGAUCCUUUCAACUCUUUCGGGUCGUAUGCCAGCCAAACUCGAAGCAUCUAUCCGUACCACCCUUGAAGGUGCUCAUGCCAAGGGAUUCGAGUUUCCUUCCAGUCGAUUACGCAAAGCGAUUGAUGCCUUCCUCGACAAUGGACUCAGACCUCAAGAGCGUCAAGCCAUCAAUUUAACUCUUGCUCCCCUCGAAGAUGUCAUUCAUCGAUUCAAGGGCGGUCUCAAAUCGCAUGCUUAUCUCUGUUUAUCCGAACUCAUGGAAGCAUAUUCGGCCGUCGAAUCAAUUUUCAACUCGGGCCAAGAGGACGACGUCAUUUUACAAUUACGAGACCAGAACCGGGAUUCGUUAGAUGAGGUCGUUCGCAUCGUUUUAUCUCACUCUAAAGCCAAUUCCAAGAAUCAAUUAAUCCUAGCGGUGUUGGACUUAGUCAGCCGAACGGCUUCUCAAGCUGCAGUUGAGACCACGUUCCAUGAAAGCUUGAGCAAAUUGGCAGCGUUGGACUCAAAGGCUGCUACUAAGGUUGCUCUGAAAGCUAAAGAAGUCUUGAUCCAUUGUCAAUUACCAUCAUUAGAAGAACGACAUGGACAAAUGGAAGCCAUUCUCAAGGCUGCUGUUCAACAAACUCAUUACGGAGAAGCAAAUCAUGGUCAACGACAACCUUCGUAUGAGAGUAUCAGAGAACUUGUCGAUUCCAAGUACACUGUUUUUGACGUUCUUCCUGACUUUUAUGACAACUCGGAUCCUUGGGUGGCUCUCGCGGCAUUGGAAACUUACAUUCGAAGAGCUUAUCGAUCUUACUCGAUCAUCAAUUUCGAUUACGAAGAGGGUGACGCUAGUGAAGAUGAACCUACUUUGGUAUCUUGGUUGUUCAGGAUUGGCAAAGGAGACUCGCCUCCAGCUACACCUCGUCGAGGUCCGACUGGACGAGUGGCCUCAUUCUCGGAUCUAACUUACGUUGUCAAUCGUGUGCAAGACGAACCAAUGCGACAUGGAGCAAUGUUUAUGAUCAAGAACCUAGAGGAUCUUGAUCGUUAUAUGCCUAACGUAUUACUCAAGUACCCAGAUGUCAAACCAUCAAUGCUAUCCUCUGAACCCAGCAGUGCUGCUCAACACAACGUGAUGAAGAUUGCUUACCGACUAGAUGACUUGCAAGCUGAUCAAUCAGAUUCAGAAUGGCAUGAGAAAUUUCAAAACGUUUGCACUAAAUUUGAUACAGGAUUAAGUAGAAGAGGAAUUGUGAGGGUGACGUUCAAGAUUUGUAGAAAGGGACAAUACCCUUCAUAUUUCACUAUGAGGAAAAAUUAUGAAACAAAAGUUUGGGAAGAAGUGGUAGCUAUUCGAGAUAUCGAACCAGCUUUGGCUUUCCAACUUGAACUUCAAAGACUUUCUAACUUCAAUCUUACUCCUUGUCCAACUGAAAAUCGACAAAUUCAUAUUUAUUAUGCUGAGGGCAAAGAAAAUUCUGCGGACUCUAGAUUCUUUGUCAGGACUAUUGUUCGUCCAGGUCGAAUCAAAGGCAGCAUUAAGGUUGCCGAUUACUUGGUGACUGAGGCAGAACGUUUGUUGAAUGACGCCUUGAACGCAUUGGAGGUUGUUUCUGCUUCUCAUCGUGGAGUAGACGUCAACCAUGUUUCUUUGAACUUUGUCUAUGGGAUCCCAAUUGGCUUUGAGGAGCUACAAACCGCCCUUGCUGGAUUCUUGGAUCGACAUGGCAAGAGGCUGUGGCGAUUGAGAGUUACCGCAGCUGAAGUUAGAUUAGUGAUUGAAGAUGAGAAUGGAGGACCACAAGCCAUCCGGGUGAUAAUCGACAACUUGUCUGGAUUCAUUGUCAAACUAGAAGCUUAUUCCGAAGUAACAUUGGAGAACGGAAAGGUAGUCUUGAAGUCGAUUGGUCCUACCAUUGGAGCUUACCAUCUACAACCUGUCAACUUUCCUUAUCCAACCAAGGAAUGGCUCCAACCUAAACGUUACAAAGCUCAUGUGGUUGGAACAACGUAUUGUUAUGAUUUCCCUGAUCUCUUCCGACAAGCUGCUAGAAGAGAAUGGAAACGAAAAUCAGCAGAGAUUCCGUUCUUACGUCCUCCUACCGAUCCACUUACUGCUACUGAACUUGUCUUGGAUGAAUAUGGUCAUCCUCAAGAGAUUAGUAGACCAGCUGGAAGGAAUACGAUUGGAAUGGUAGCUUGGAUGUUUGUGAUCAAGACACCUCAGUUUCCUAAUGGACGUCGAAUGAUUGUGAUUGCAAAUGAUAUCACAUACAAGAUUGGAAGUUUCGGACCUGAGGAAGAUGAUUUCUUUUUCCGAGUGACUGAAUUGGCUCGAAAGCUUGGAAUCCCUCGAAUCUAUCUAUCUGCUAACUCUGGAGCUCGAUUGGGUAUUGCAGAUGAAGUGACUGAUCUAUUCAGUGCAGCUUGGAACGAGGCUGAUCAUCCUGAGAAAGGCUUCAAGUUCUUGUAUUUGACUUCUGAAGCUAUGUCUCGAUUGAAGGAGAAAGGCGGUGAAAGUGUGAUGACUGAAGAAGUUGAACAUGAAGGACAAAUGGUUCAUAAGAUUCAAGCUAUUAUUGGACUUCAAGAUGGUCUCGGUGUGGAAUCUUUACGUGGUUCAGGAUUGAUCGCUGGUGGAACUUCAAGGGCCUAUAACGAUAUUUUCACUAUUACUCUCGUCACUGCCCGAUCAGUCGGAAUUGGAGCUUACUUAGUACGACUCGGUCAACGUGCUGUACAAGUCGAAGGACAACCUAUCAUCUUGACUGGUGCAAGUGCCUUGAACAAGGUCUUGGGACGUGAAGUGUAUUCUUCAAACUUGCAACUCGGUGGCACACAAAUCAUGUACAAGAAUGGAGUAUCCCACUUGACUGCACAAAACGAUUUAGAUGGAGUUUCUGAAAUUAUGGAUUGGUUGUCUUAUUUACCUGAAUGUCGAGGUGGAUCAAUUCCAAUGACACCUUCAAUUGAUAGUUGGGAUCGACCGAUUGAAUAUCUACCUAUUAAAGGUGCUUAUGAUCCUCGUUGGUUCUUGGCUGGUAAAGAAGAGUAUGAAGAAGAUUGUGAUAGUGGUGCUGGAAGUGCCACGAGUGGGCCUGGACGUCAACCACAGAUUCAAUUGAAUGGAAAUGGCACUUCUAGGUUCUUGAGUGGAUUCUUUGAUCGAGGAUCAUUCCAAGAAACUUUAUCUGGUUGGGCGCAGACUGUGGUGGUUGGAAGAGCCAGAUUAGGAGGAAUUCCAAUGGGUUGUAUUGCAGUAGAAACUCGUACGAUUGAAAGAGUCAUCCCAGCUGAUCCAGCCAAUCCAUCAUCAGGAGAACAAAAGAUUAUGGAAGCAGGGCAAGUUUGGUAUCCUAAUUCAGCGCAUAAAACUGCACAAGCUAUUGAUGAUUUCAAUCGAGAACAAUUGCCAUUGAUUAUCUUUGCUAAUUGGAGAGGUUUCUCGGGUGGUCAGCAAGAUAUGUUUGAUGAAGUUCUUAAACGGGGUUCUUUGAUUGUUGAUGGGCUUUCAAACUACAAGCAACCUGCUUUUGUUUAUAUCAUUCCGAAUGGAGAAUUGAGAGGUGGAGCUUGGGUAGUGUUGGAUCCAGCCAUCAAUGAGAAUGGAAUGAUGGAGAUGUACGCUGAUAAAACAUCAAGAGCAGGAGUCUUGGAGCCAGAAGGUAUUGUAGAGAUCAAAUUCAGGAAGGCCAAGGUCUUAAGCAUGAUGAAUCGAUUAGACAGUCGAUAUGCUGAAUUAACUACUGGCGCUGGAGCACCUGGAGAUCAAGCAAGUGAAAAGAAGAAUGAACUAGCAGCCAGAGAGAAGUUAUUGGCACCUACCUUCAAUUCAAUUGCAUUACAAUUUGCAGAUUUACAUGAUCGAGCCGAAAGGAUGAAAGCUAAGGGAACGAUUAGAGAAGCACUAGAUUGGAGUGAAUCUAGGCGAUACUUUUAUUGGAGAUUGAGAAGAAGAUUAUUAGAAGAAGAAGCCAUGAAGGUGAUUGAAAAGAUGGCAGGUGAAGGUUUAGAUCGAGAAGGUCGAAUGGCAUUCUUGAAUGAACGACUUGAGAUUGAUCUUGAAAGUGUAACGGAUCGUGAAGUAGUACAUAAAUUAGAAGAUUUGAAAUCUCAAAAUGGAUGGGAAAAGAUGAAAGGAUUAGAAAGUUUGAAGGAUGAAGCAUGUGUGAAAAGCUUGAGUGAGAUUUGUGGGAAGGCUUCUAUUUCUAGUUUGAUUAAUGGAUUAAAGAAUGGAUUAGGUGAAAGAUUGAAUGCAGAAGAAUUAGCUGUUUUGGAACGUGUUUUGAAAAAGUAAAGUUGAAAAAGAUUUAUAAACAGAAGUCAAGACGCGAUAUAUAUAUAUAUAUAAUUCUUUUUUGAGUAAAGGGUUUUUUCCUAUUUUUUUUAUUUAUUUUUCUACUUUUUUUUUAAAAAAUUAAAAGAAAUUACGCAAUUGUAGUACAAUGUGAAGAGUUUUUUUUUUUGAAAGAUUUUUGCAAAUUAUUAAAUACAAUCUUAAAUAUAUAUAUCAAUUUUUUUAUAUUCCUUGAAACGUGUUUGAGAUUUCUUU